Messenger RNA from Punctularia strigosozonata HHB-11173 SS5, 2193 nucleotides. RefSeq names its product Arginase/deacetylase. Lineage: Eukaryota; Fungi; Basidiomycota; Agaricomycetes; Corticiales; Punctulariaceae. Bases 1 to 2079 code for a protein of 692 amino acids. The transcript has 9 exons. Gene Ontology annotation, molecular function: histone deacetylase activity. The record is from RefSeq and is a predicted model, not a curated record.
AUGUCAAAACGCAGAGUGCAAUAUUUCUACGAUCCCGAUGUUGGCUCCUACGCGUACACUUUUUGGCCCUUUCAUCAUCCGAUGAAACCGCACAGAAUACGAAUGGCCCACGAGCUUAUAACAGCGUACGACAUGCUGCCCAAGAUGCACGUUGUCAAACCACCUCGAAGCACCCCAGAGCAAAUGACUAAAUUUCAUACCGACGAAUACGUUCACUUUCUUAGCAGGGUUACACCUGAAACGGCGUCAAGUCUUAGCUACGGUGGUACUCGUUCCGCCGCCGACACGCUGACCUCCAACGCUGCCGACAUCGCUAUCAACUGGGCCGGUGGCCUCCAUCAUGCCAAAAAACGUGAAGCCUCCGGUUUCUGUUACAUCAAUGAUAUCGUUCUCGCGAUUCUCGAUUUGCUUCGCGUAUACCCUCGCGUCCUUUACAUCGACAUCGACUGCCAUCACGGCGAUGGCGUGGAGGAGGCGUUCUACACAACGGACCGCGUCAUGACUUGCAGCUUCCAUAAAUACGGCGAAUACUUCCCCGGCACAGGCACACAGGCAGACAGGGGACGUGGCAAAGGCUUCGGAUACGCUGUUAACAUACCUCUCAAGGAUGGCCUCACGGACGAGUCGUUCCAACGCAUCUUUGAGCCAAUCAUCACCAAAAUUCUCGAAGUAUACCGCCCUGGCGCCGUUGUCCUACAGGUUACACCUGAAACGGCGUCAAGUCUUAGCUACGGUGGUACUCGUUCCGCCGCCGACACGCUGACCUCCAACGCUGCCGACAUCGCUAUCAACUGGGCCGGUGGCCUCCAUCAUGCCAAAAAACGUGAAGCCUCCGGUUUCUGUUACAUCAAUGAUAUCGUUCUCGCGAUUCUCGAUUUGCUUCGCGUAUACCCUCGCGUCCUUUACAUCGACAUCGACUGCCAUCACGGCGAUGGCGUGGAGGAGGCGUUCUACACAACGGACCGCGUCAUGACUUGCAGCUUCCAUAAAUACGGCGAAUACUUCCCCGGCACAGGCACACAGGCAGACAGGGGACGUGGCAAAGGCUUCGGAUACGCUGUUAACAUACCUCUCAAGGAUGGCCUCACGGACGAGUCGUUCCAACGCAUCUUUGAGCCAAUCAUCACCAAAAUUCUCGAAGUAUACCGCCCUGGCGCCGUUGUCCUACAGUGCGGAGCCGACUCCCUUUCCGGAGACAGGCUUGGCUGUUUCAACCUCUCCAUGCAAGGUCACGCCAACUGCGUGCAAUUCAUGCGCAAGCAAAACAUUCCCCUCAUCCUCCUUGGCGGUGGCGGCUACACGGUCAAGAACGUGGCACGCGCAUGGUGCUAUGAGACCGCGUGCGCGAUUGGCAUAGAAAACGACAUUGACACGCAUAGGAUGCCUUAUAACGAGUACUUUGAAUGGUUCGGGCCUAGGUACCGACUCGAAGUGGCAACCAGCAAUGCGGACGACGAGAAUGUGCCGCAUCUAGAUCGUAUAAGAGAAAAGGCUAUACGGCAGCUCGAUGAGUUGAUUCCCGUGCCUUCCGUUCAGCUGCAAGACACGCCGAGGCAAAGCUUGGGAGAUCACUUGGGCUUCGCCAUGCCACGCGAGGACGACCUAGGCUCACGAGAUGACCUGGAUGAGCGGCUAGCCCGAGCUGCAAACCUUGCGUACGCUCUUCAGCCCGCAGAGAGCACCGAUUCUGACUCCGAUGAUGGCUUCGACUCGAGCGCAUCCACUGCCUCCCGUCGCGUCCACCGGCGGAAGCGCUCGAAAUCGACUCGCAAACACAUGAGCAUCACCACCAACCAAUACUUCGAGGUAGCAUCCGAUGGGGUUCCCGUAUAUGAAUGGGAUCCAGAGGACUGGUGCGAAGGAGCUCGGCGUGUUCCGUGGAACGCCAACAUCGGGGAUGUCAGGAGGCGCUUUUUCGGAGAUGCCCCGAAGUGGGAAAAGCUACUCGAUCUGGUAUCCGUGGAACAGGAUUCUGGACUGCCGAGGACACUGGCUGGUAGCUUCAGACGCGGCACGGAUGAUGACAUGCGGACAUCUCCCUUACCGGAGGUAAUCCUCGAAGACGUUGAGCUGGGUUAAGCGCCUUCGAUCAACUAUGAUAGGUAUGCAUACUAUAGACUACGAGGAUACCUCAUAAUAUAUCAGGUGUUAGCACUUAUAAAUGUAUGUAGCAUCCUUGCAGCAAAUCAGCAU